AUGCCUCAUUUGCUCAUAGCCUCAUUAGAUUUCACCCACCAAACUAGCUUCAAAGAUGCAGCAAGUGCUUUUCUUGCUGAGCGACCCCUGAUCUGGGGAUGGGUAUCAACGUACUGGCAGGAUUUCACAAGCUGGCUUUCACAACCACACGUACUCGCAAUUCUCAUGGCCUGGUGGAUCACUUUCACGCUCGUAAUUACAAUUCUAAUGACUCUGGGUUUUGGUCCUGCAGGCGUCUUGUCAGGAUCUCUAGCAGCCGCCUUCCAGUCUUGGAUGUACGGAGGCUUUACUCCUGCAGCAGGAAUUUUCGCAACCCUCACAAGUGUUGGAAUGCUGGGUUUAGCCAUGCCGGUAUUUGCAGUUCCUGCUGCUCUAAUCGCUACACUUGUAUCAGUUAUAACCUGGCUUUGUGUCCGUGGAUGA
Amorphotheca resinae ATCC 22711 is the source of this 423-nucleotide messenger RNA. RefSeq lists its product as hypothetical. Gene Ontology annotation, cellular component: membrane. The record is from RefSeq and is a predicted model, not a curated record. NCBI's taxonomy places the organism in Eukaryota, Fungi, Ascomycota, Leotiomycetes, Helotiales, Amorphothecaceae. The transcript is spliced from 3 exons. Bases 1 to 423 code for a protein of 140 amino acids.